This is a messenger RNA of Peronospora matthiolae, 474 nucleotides long. NCBI's taxonomy places the organism in Eukaryota, Oomycota, Peronosporomycetes, Peronosporales, Peronosporaceae. The record is from the annotation of a GenBank genome assembly.
AUGAGCGUGCACGUGGACACCAACAAGAACGUCAAUUGGAUGGACUCCCGCGGCUUCUGGACGUUUUACAUCCUGCUCCUGGCGUCGCUGUACAUGGCCAUGCCCAUUGUUUUUCCUUCACACGGUGACGCCCUCACGGCAAUGAACGCGAUUCAUGGCGCGAUCUCGUUUGGGAUCAUGCACUGGAUCAAAGGCUCGCCCGAUGACAAUUCAAUGGGCGACUACCGCGAACUGACGUUCUACGAGCAGAUUGACCAGGGACACCCCUGGACGAACACGAAGAAGUUCCUCAUGAUGAUCCCCACGUUUUUGUUCCUGGCCGCCUCGGUGGCGACGGACUAUGACAUGCGUCAUUUGCUCAUCAAUUUUCCCAUCUGGGCGACGCUCAUUCUGGCCAAGCUGCCUGAACUCGACCGUGUCCGGAUCUUUGGCAUUAACUCUACGGUCGGCAUUGACGAUCACAAGAAGAACUGA